GGGGAGGAGGGAAAGCGGCGAGUAAGAUGGAAGAUGAGGAGGUCGCUGAGAGCUGGGAGGAGGCGGCCGACAGCGGGGCACUCCAGACGAAUACAGUAUGUGCAGUUCACUUUUUCUUUGGAGACAGGAUCUCGCUAUACAGGAAAUAGACAGACGGUUGGAAAAAAAACUGAAGAUCACACAAAAAGAGAGCAGGAAACCCAAAUCUCCUCCCAAAGUGCCCAUUGUGAUUCAAGACGAUAGCCUUCCCACGGGGCCCCCUCCACAGAUCCGCAUCCUCAAGAGGCCCACCAGCAACGGUGUGGUCAGCAGCCCGAACUCCACCAGCAGGCCAGCCCUUCCAGUCAAGUCCCUAGCACAGCGGGAGGCCGAGUACGCCGAGGCCCGGAAACGGAUCCUGGGCAGCGCCAGCCCCGAGGAGGAGCAGGAGAAGCCUAUCCUCGACAGGCCAACCAGGAUCUCCCAGCCGGAAGAUAGCAGGCAGCCCAGUAAUGUGGUCAGACAGCCUUUGGGUCCUGAUGGGUCACAAGGCUUCAAACAGCGCAGAUAAAUGGAGGCCAGAAAGGAUGCUGCCGCCGCCACCGCCGUCACCACCUCCUGGGUCGUCAGCCACGGGUCGCACUGCCGUGGCAGACAGCUGGACUUGAGCAGAGGGAACGACCUGACUUACUUGCACUGUGAUCCCCCUUGCUCCGCCCACUGUGACCUUGAACCCCAUGCACUGUGACCUCUCCCCUCCCCCCUUCCCACUGUGAUUGGCACGUCGUCGACAAGGGUUGUCCCAAGUCAAUGGAAAUGGAAAGGGUGGGGGCAAGGGGAGGGCUGGGGGGACCCACCAGGGACUCAGAGUAGAGUCAGACAGUGCCACUUGGCCACUUGGGGUAACGCCAGUGCCAGCAAUAAGUUUAUCAUGCUCAUUAAUUUGGGAUUUCAAAACACAAAUGAGAACUUCACCUUCCCACCCCCAAGUGCAUGUCUUCAUCACUUAAAAAGUAAGUUCCAUUUGAAAAUAUCCUUUCCUUUUUUUCUCCUUCCUAUUUUUGUUUGUUUAUACAAAUAUCUGAUUUUUUUAAAAACGUGCAUGGGAGGGUUUUAGCAGUUUAAUGAAUUUUUAAUUGAAAAAGGGUAGUUUGGUAGUCUACUUAAAUAAAUGUUUCUGGUUUAUUCACUAGAAACAUUAACCAAUAGGAUUUUGGUGAGCUUAGCUUCUAUAUUCCUACUGCCGCCCAGAAAAGGGGCAGGGCUCUGUGGCCCCAGGACAGGUGAGCACCCCAUGCCUAUACCUCCCUCCCCAGCUAAGUCCCAGGCAUCUUGCCCUGCCUGGAGUCAGGGCUAGUGCUUUAGGCUCAGAGAGCCUGGGGAAGGUGCCGACCCCACCUCUAGUAUUUUGGGAGAUAGGGAAAGUAACAGGCUUCCCCUUCCCCUACUCCUCAGGGUGGCUUCCUACCAGCCAGGCUUGCUACUUCCAGAAGACAGCAGAGAGCAUCAGGGAGGCACACUGCUCUCCUGGGCUUAGAAGCAAGGAGUGCAGGGCUUGGUCAGUAUUUGCUGUCAGCACAAGACUGCCAGGAGAGUCUGGCUCCAGGCCUUCGAUCCUACAACUGGUGUGGUCGGAUGACCUUCCCACUCCAGCAAGGCUGGAUCUCCUCCACUGAUGGCUGCAGCUCAGUGACUAGACCUGGUACAUUUCCUCUGUGAAAUCGGUAGCCCAGGAGCAGAGCAGUCUGAAUAAGGAGGGGGAAGCAAAGCUUUGCAUUGCAAAGAUGGAUGGCCGACCAGUUCCCCAGAGCAAGGGCCUGGUACGAAGACGUUUUCUCCUCAGGUCCUGGAGCCUAGAGUUUUGCUUUGACUUCUUGAGGAGAAAAGGCUAAGAGGGCAGCUGCCCAGAGCAGCUCUGUAUGUGCAGCCUGCCUCUGCCCAACUUGCUUUUCUCUUGCGAUGCACCGCGCUUUACCCUCAGCCAGGUGGCCUCCCGACUCCUGACCACUGGGUGGGAUUUGGAGUGAUUGGUGUGGUUUGGAAUAGGGCAGCUUGUGGUGGCCCAGAUGGCAAGCUGGAUUUUGCAGACUUACUGUGCAUUGGGUUCACCCGGCCCGGCUCAGCCGUGCUCCGGGACAUCUCCCUGGGAGCCUGCAGCUGGUCCGCAGCCCAGCCUCAGAACCGUGUGAAGUCAGAAAU
Molecule: messenger RNA, 2178 nt
Organism: Fukomys damarensis (Damara mole-rat)
Lineage: Eukaryota; Metazoa; Chordata; Mammalia; Rodentia; Bathyergidae
Gene: Szrd1
Product: SUZ RNA binding domain containing 1
Exons: 5
Coding region: 98-550 (150 amino acids)
Source: RefSeq, a predicted model, not a curated record